Molecule: messenger RNA, 1908 nt
Organism: Nyctereutes procyonoides (raccoon dog)
Lineage: Eukaryota; Metazoa; Chordata; Mammalia; Carnivora; Canidae
Gene: CDK5RAP3
Product: CDK5 regulatory subunit associated protein 3
Exons: 14
Coding region: 102-1616 (504 amino acids)
Biological process (GO): regulation of cyclin-dependent protein serine/threonine kinase activity; regulation of mitotic cell cycle
Cellular component (GO): endomembrane system
Source: RefSeq, a predicted model, not a curated record
GGCGCGUUCCGGCCUAAACAGAGGCUCCGCUAGCCCCGCGCGGGAUUGGUUGUAGGUGGGGCUGGCGUGGGUCGCCAGCCGGAAGCGGAAGUGGAGGAAAGAUGCAGGACCAUCAGCACGUGCCCAUCGACAUCCAGACCAGCAAGCUGCUCGACUGGCUGGUGGACAGAAGGCACUGCAGUCUGAAAUGGCAGAGUCUGGUGUUGACCAUCCGAGAGAAGAUCAAUGCUGCCAUCCAGGACAUGCCAGAGAGCGAGGAGAUCGCCCAGCUGCUCUCUGGAUCCUACAUUCACUACUUCCACUGCCUAAGGAUUGUGGACCUUCUCAAAGGCACUGAAGCCUCCACAAAAAAUAUUUUUGGCCGGUACUCUUCACAGCGAAUGAAGGACUGGCAGGAGAUUGUAGCCCUGUAUGAGAAGGACAACACCUACCUAGUGGAACUCUCCAGCCUCCUGGUUCGGAAUGUCAACUAUGAGAUCCCCUCACUGAAGAAGCAGAUCGCCAAGUGCCAGCAGCUGCAGCAAGAAUAUAGUCGCAAGGAGGAGGAGGGCCAGGCGGGGGCUGCCGAGAUGCGGGAGCAGUUCUACCACUCGUGCAAGCAGUAUGGCAUCACGGGAGACAACGUCCGAAGAGAACUGCUGGCCCUGGUGAAAGACCUGCCGAGUCAGCUGGCUGAGAUUGGGGCAGGGGCUCAGGCCCUGGGUGAAGCCAUCGAUCUGUACCAGGCCUGUGUGGGGUUUGUGUGUGAAAGUCCUACAGAGCAGGUGCUGCCAAUGCUGCGGUUCGUGCAGAGGCGGGGGAACUCCACGGUGUACGAAUGGAGAAUGGGGACAGAGCCCUCUGUGGUGGAGCGGCCCCACCUCGAGGAGCUGCCUGAGCAGGUGGAAGAAGACAUGAUUGACUGGGGCGACUUUGGAGUGGAAGUGGCUGCCGAAGGGACCGAUUCUGGCAUCUCUGCCCAGGCUGCUGGAAUUGACUGGGGCAUCUCCCUGGAAUCAGACUCAAAGGAAGCUGGAGGUGAUGGGAUUGACUGGGGAGACGACGCCGCUUUGCAGAUCACAGUGUUGGAAGCCGGAACCCAGGCUCCAGAAGGUGUUGCUAGGGGCCCAGACGCCCUGACACUUCUCGAAUACCCCGAGACCCGGAAUCAGUUCAUCGAUGAGCUCAUGGAGCUCGAGAUCUUCUUGUCCCAGAGAGCCGUGGAGAUGAGUGAGGAGGCAGACAUUUUGUCUGUGAGCCAGUUCCAACUAGCUCCAGCCAUCCUGCAGGGCCAGACCAAGGAGAAGAUGGUUACCAUGGUAUCAACACUACAGGACCUGAUUGGCCGGCUCACCAGUCUUCGAAUGCAACACCUGUUUAUGAUCCUGGCCUCCCCAAGGUAUGUGGAUCGAGUGACGGGGUUUCUCCAGCAAAAGCUGAAGCAGUCCCAGCUGCUGGCUUUGAAGAAAGAGCUGAUGGUGCAGAAGCAGCAGGAAGCGCUUCAGGAGCAGGCAGCCCUGGAGCCCAAGCUAGAUCUACUGCUAGAGAAGACCAAGGAGCUUCAGAAGCUGAUCGAAGCUGACAUUUCCAAGAGGUACGGUGGGCGCCCCGUGAACCUGAUGGGAACUUCUCUGUGACAGCCGCCACAGAUCCACCUGCCCGUCUUCCCAGCCUUCUGGCAGGAGGGGAAGACAGCCUGGGCUGAAGUGGCAGGGCCCUUCCUAGCCAGAGACCAUGGGAUUGGAGGAUGGAAAGCCACGUGAAGGAGCCAUCUCCUCGAUGGUGACCUUUGACACUUGCUAUACUCUUUGGCAAGAAGCUAUCUUGAUUGGCCCUGUGACCCUCAGUCUGAGACCACAGUUUCUGGGGCUUCUCAUCAUCUAGUUGGACUUAAUAAAAAAGGAAGAGGCUCUUGCUUCACUACUGACA